Molecule: messenger RNA, 696 nt
Organism: Anastrepha obliqua
Lineage: Eukaryota; Metazoa; Arthropoda; Insecta; Diptera; Tephritidae
Product: protein obstructor-E-like
Exons: 2
Coding region: 63-605 (180 amino acids)
Cellular component (GO): extracellular region
Molecular function (GO): chitin binding
Source: RefSeq, a predicted model, not a curated record
UGUUAAAUUGUUUUACAUAAUAAAAAUUGUUAAAAAUUUUAGUGAAAUGCACCACUUUCGGCAUGCUUUGGGCCAGCCUUACGUCAGUGAACAUCUGCAAUGGCGUCAGUGAUAGGGUAUUCUUGCCCUACCUCGGCAACUGCUCCAAAUACUAUAUUUGCAUGAGCGGUCAACCUAUAGAGCAACAUUGCAACUCCGGCUACCAUUUCGACGCCAAGGAUCAAAGCUGUACUUACCCGGAUGUGGCUAAAUGCCUGCCCAACUGCACCAAUGCACCUUCUGCGAUCGUACGCGAGUGCUGUGAUGGUUUGCAGUACAAUGCCGAAACAGAUCGUUGCGAUUUCCCACAAUAUGUGGACUGCGUGGACAAUAUGUGCAGCAUAUUCAAUGAUCCGAACAAUAUUACAUUCCUCACCAGCAAGGCGGUAUGUGAUAAGUACUUCAUUUGUAUGGAUGGUAACGCCUAUGCUCAGAAUUGUUCCAAUGGUUUGCAAUUCAAUAAAUCGUGUAAUUGUUGUGAUUUCCCAAAGAAAUGUCAAGUGCAAUAUAACUGUUGCUGCGCGCAACAUCAUGCCCUAUUCGAAGAUGCCACACAGGCGCGCUGACAUCGACUGCCCUGUUGAUGGUGCUAAUUUAAUUGCGCAUCGCGAUCCAGCCAAGUACUAUUACUGUUUGAAUGGAAUGGGUGUUUUAUUG